UCUUCCGCCACUUCUACACAACAACAUACACAAGGUCUAUGCACAGACACUCGUAAUCAACAGUGCAUGUUACUACGAAGAUAGAUAACAUCCAUCGCCAACCGACUCAUUGCUUGUACAGCAUUACUUCGCAUCGCCGUACCAUUGGUGGGCUUUCUAGCAUGCAAAAUCACACGCCGAAGGAUUGGCCAGAAGGCACCAAGUAUCUACGUGCCCCUUCAUACUCCAAAAGACUCGCCAAAGAUAAACUGGACACACUCCUACUCUCAAAGACAGGCCAACCGUCAAGAGACCCAGUGUUGACAACAAGAGGCCCUUACGCAAAUGUGAGGAUCACCCCGAUUGCCAACACUUCACAUCCGGCGCAUGGUCAGUAUGGACUUUUCGCCGCACAACAUCUAGCUCCAGAUACGUUCAUACUCCCGUAUUUGGGAUAUGUACAUGAUCAGUCUGAUUUGGACGAAGCAUCAGAUUACGAUCUCUCGCUCGAUCGGGAGUCGGGUAUUGGCGUUGAUGCUUCGAAGAUGGGCAACGAGGCAAGGUUCAUCAACGACUAUCGAGGUAUCUCUGCAGGACCAAACGCCGAAUUCCGUGACGUCCUGGUCGACGUUGGAUUCGAUAUUUUGGAAAAAAGAAUGGGAGUCUUUGUCCUCAGUGCCGGCAAGAGUGGGAAGAGGGUGAAGGGUAUCGGCCGUGGUGAGGAGAUCCUGAUAAGUUACGGGAAAGGUUUUUGGGCUGGGCGUCAUUCAGCAGCAGAAUGAUGGAACGCACAGCAUAUUUGAUCAUCGUCGCGCUGUCAUCAAUAUCUUACCAGCACUACCAGCUGCUGCAUGCUGCGUGCGCCCAGCGCACCAUCAUGCGCUCGGGCCAUGCGUUGCUAUGUAUGACAUGACUGCCCUGCUCACGCUCGAUCGUGCACCAUAUGUCAUUCAAGCUUCAAACAAGAGUUGGUUGCAAGACGACUGCAUGCAUCAGCUGGUAUGAGACGUUUCUGGUCGUACUUGGCGUUUACAACGAGCCUGUCAAGCAACUGACCUGACCCUACGGACAAAUUUUGAUGCAUCAGCGAAGUCAGAAUUACGCCUCCCUGCUCCAAAUUUUCGCCCGAGCUCGUCACUCUUGCGGAACAGUCCUCGCCAAUGCGCCAAUACACAACUCACCAUUCGUUCUGUUCUAGAACACCGCU
Molecule: messenger RNA, 1186 nt
Organism: Boeremia exigua
Lineage: Eukaryota; Fungi; Ascomycota; Dothideomycetes; Pleosporales; Didymellaceae
Exons: 1
Coding region: 162-761 (199 amino acids)
Molecular function (GO): protein binding
Source: RefSeq, a predicted model, not a curated record